CCCCUUUCUUUUCUGCGAAAUGGUCUCCGCACAAACCAUGGUCAAUCUCGCCCUCUUCGCCCUCGUCGGCCUCCUUUCCCCUUUCAUCAGUGCCGCACCUCAAGGCGGUACAAUCAUCCUUCCUGCCGUCCAAGUGCAGGUCUUCGACCAGCCAGGCUGCCGCGGAAUUGCAACGAACUCUACACGCGGCAAGUGCGAGGUGCGGGGUCAACAGUCCAACACCUCUUGUCUGACUACCAAGAUUGCAAGCUUUGUCAUUCAUGGCUUGGCGAGCAACUCUCAGCCCGGCCAAUGCCACGACGUCACUGGAGACUACAGGAGCGUUAGCUGCGAGGCGGGCGACUUCUGCGCCCUGUCUUGA
Molecule: messenger RNA, 361 nt
Organism: Acaromyces ingoldii
Lineage: Eukaryota; Fungi; Basidiomycota; Exobasidiomycetes; Exobasidiales; Cryptobasidiaceae
Exons: 5
Coding region: 20-361 (113 amino acids)
Source: RefSeq, a predicted model, not a curated record